Messenger RNA from Leptosia nina, 885 nucleotides. NCBI's taxonomy places the organism in Eukaryota, Metazoa, Arthropoda, Insecta, Lepidoptera, Pieridae. The record is from the annotation of a GenBank genome assembly.
AUGCGCGCGCAGAAACUUGGCACGCCCGCCGCGCGUCCCGCUCGCUCGAGUCGGAGCGUCGCUCGAGAACCGUCAGUCAGUCUAUCGCGUGCAAAGGUAGUGGUCGUAUGUGCCUCCCUUUGCUCCACCGCGGCCGACAGUGUCCGUAACUGGUAUUCGGAAAAUUGUGCUUGUGCGUUUUCCGAUGAAAGCAGUGUGUGUGCUUGUGAUAUGUGCUAUUGUUUUCUAGGAUUGCUUUGCAAGUCUGCGCGUGCGCCGAAGUCGCGCGGGUGUCGUGAGCGCGUGUGGAUCGCGUGUUCAGCGUUAGCCCCUGUAACUGCCACGGUCAGUGCUCGCCGGAGUCCCGCGACUCGGCCGGCACGCCCAGCCACAGCCGUGGAUAACCUCGGCCAGAGCCCCCUCCCGGUGAAGAGGCUGCACGAAGCGCUUCAGUCUGCGCAAGUGAAGCGUCAGCGUCUCUCUCCCCCAUAUCCCUCCGCGCCCCCCGCGAUUCACCCCAUUCACCAGCUCGCCGUGCACCAGCACAUCAAGGUGCAGCAGAGUAUAGUGCAACAGAGCAUCGUGCAACAGCAUCAGUUGAAUCUGGCGCAUCAGUCACUGCAGAACUUGCAAGCGCAGAGCAUUCAGGCGGCGCAGAGUCUGCAAGCGGCGCAGGGGUUGCAAGCGGCGCAAAGUCCCGUCGGGUCGGGUGGCACGCAGCAGUCGGCAGCGACACAGGGCGCACUGGUGCCUCCACAGCAGCCUUCGCCGCGGGCCGCAUCGCCGCAGCACAAGACCAUGGAGCUCGCUUUGUGCCAAAGCAUGGACUCCGUCAAUACCGCCACCACAGAGGAAGAGGUAAGUGUCAAGAAUUCAAUAUCUUCAUUAGGUACAUACGUUACCUAA